Capsicum annuum is the source of this 1641-nucleotide messenger RNA. Its product is annotated as LRR receptor-like serine/threonine-protein kinase GSO2. The transcript is spliced from 2 exons. Gene Ontology annotation, molecular function: protein binding. Lineage: Eukaryota; Viridiplantae; Streptophyta; Magnoliopsida; Solanales; Solanaceae. The annotation marks the transcript as partial. The record is from RefSeq and is a predicted model, not a curated record.
AUACCUCAUUGCUAUUUAAAAUCUCAAAACCACAUGUUAUAGAGCAUACCUACUAAUUUUUGCAAUAAUGGAGAAAGCCUUCAAAUUUUUUUUCUUAACACUCUUGUUCCUUAUGGCUAGUUCAGCCAUGACCCAAACAAACAUUACCACGGAUCAAUUAGCUCUUUUGUCCUUAAAAUCUCAAAUCAUUUCUGACCCCUCUCAUUUCUUGGAUGAAAAUUGGUCUCCCGCUAUUUCUGUUUGUCAUUGGGUUGGAGUCACUUGUGGUUCUCGUCACCAACGAGUGAAGACCUUGAAUCUUUCUAGCAUGGCUCUUACAGGCAGGAUUCCUCGUGAAUUUGGAAACCUCUCAUUUCUUGUUUCUCUCAACUUGGGAAGCAAUAAUUUCAAUGGAAAUUUUCCUCAAGAAAUGACACGCUUGCGUCGACUUAAGUUUCUCGAUUUAAGUUUCAACAGUUUCAGCGGGGAGGUUCCUUCUUGGUUAGGAUUUUUACACCAACUUCAAUUUCUAAAUCUUGGGGAUAAUAGUUUCACUGGUUCCAUCCCUUCUUCAUUUUCUAAUAUUUCAAAACUUGAGACUUUGAAUAUGGAAUACAAUUCAAUAGAGGGCCAAAUACCAAAAGUGAUUGGAAGUCUUAUAAACCUUAGAGAAUUAAACAUGAGGGGUAACAAGCUCAUAGGUUCUGUUCCUCAAUCACUCUCGAAUGCCUCGAGGUUGGAGACUUUGGAGAUAUCUCAUAAUUCUCUUCAAGGAAACAUUCCAGAAGGGAUUGGAAAUCUUCAUAACAUGAAGUCGUUGGGCGUAGAAUUUAAUCAACUUACGGGUUCUAUACCAUUCCAAAUUUUCAAUAAUUCUAGAAUUGAACUCAUUGCAUUUACAAUGAAUAGCUUAACAGGAAAUCUUCCCAAUAGUUUAUGUAAUGAUCUCUCAAUACUCAAAGAGAUUUAUCUAUCCAAAAACAAUCUACAGGGUCAUAUGCCUACAAGCUUAUCAAAUUGUUCACAACUUCAUCUAUUGGGUUUAUCAUAUAAUGAGUUUGAUGGACCAAUACAUAGUGAAAUUGGAAGAUUGAGUAACUUGCAGUAUUUGUAUCUCGGAUUUAACCAUUUCAAAGGUGAAAUACCCAAAGAGAUAAGCAAUCUCAUUGAGCUGAAGGUACUUGAUCUUGGGCUUAAUAGUUUUAGUGGUUCACUUCCAAUGGAGAUCUUCAAUAUAUCCGGGCUGAGAGUGAUUUCUCUUUCAUUCAACAAUUUAUCUGGAAGCCUUCCACCAAACAUGUGUUCUGUCAUACCCAACAUCGAAGAGCUUUAUCUGGACAUCUUAACCGAUCUUGUUGGGACUAUUCCUCAUUCGAUCUCCAAUUGUCCAAAACUUACUAAUCUAGAUCUUUCAGGCAACAAACUCACUGGCUUGAUUCCCAUCUCACUUGGAUAUUUGACUCAUCUAGAGUAUCUAAAUUUAGGGGGAAACAAUUUAAGCAGCGACUCAUCAUUAAGCUUCCUGACUUCCUUAACCAAUAGCAGAAAUUUAACAUUUCUUGAUAUAUCUUUCAACCCGCUAAAUGGCAUGCUUCCAGCCUCCAUGGACAACUUUUCCACAUCUCUUAGAAAAUUUUACGCCAAUGGUUGCAAGAUCAAAGG